Molecule: messenger RNA, 3571 nt
Organism: Durio zibethinus
Lineage: Eukaryota; Viridiplantae; Streptophyta; Magnoliopsida; Malvales; Malvaceae
Product: autophagy-related protein 9-like
Biological process (GO): piecemeal microautophagy of the nucleus; reticulophagy; protein localization to phagophore assembly site
Cellular component (GO): phagophore assembly site; autophagosome
Source: RefSeq, a predicted model, not a curated record
AUAUUUUAGGUGAUGAUUUUCAUUAGAAAAAAUGGGUUUUGCCAUUGCCAAAACCAAAGACCUUCGUUCUGCAGCUCAAGCAAAGGCUUUGGCACUUAAUCUAGAAACCCAAAAAAAAAAAAAAAGAAGAGGUAUUACUCACCUUCACGUCUCCUUCAUUCAAUUUUUUUUCUUGCAGAGAACAAGAAUAACCCCGAAGGCCCUCUUUCUUUAUGUUCUUGAAUUGAUUAACUUCUUCAUAGUAAUUUUAAAACGAUUCACUCAUAAAUAAAUUUUUUUUUAUUUUCUUCCACGCAACCGACCCUCUCCUCUCUCCCUUCCCUGUCUUUCUUUCUUUCUUUGAAUUCUCCAAGUAACGGUCAAUCUUUGGUCUUUGUUGAUUUUUUUGGAAUAAUCCUUAGUAUGUAUAGGCCAAAUUCGCCAUUUUGAUUAUUUCUUUAUUCUUUCGGGGUAUUAUUGGAGCUGCUCGUUUGUGGAUCGGAGUUGUUACUAUCUGUGUUCAAGAAUCUGCAAAUUAAGUUUCUAGGUUCCAAUUGUUGCAUCUUUUAGCUUCUUAUCCGCGGAAAAGAUUGUGGCUUUGUUCCAACUUAUGAUUUGCAGAACCUUGCCAUAAACAUUUUCGUAUUUUGGGGAAUGGACUGGCUGUUUUUCCCUGCCAUCAAGAUUUAUGAAUGAUGUUCAGGGCUCAAAAGGCUGCAAAUGCUCUUGGCAUAUUUAAGUGGAGAUGGGGUGGUGAAUCCUCUUUGACAACAGGUUUACUAGGUGAUGUGCCUCCUGAGAUUGAGUUGUCUGACUAUGGAAGAGUACCACCAAGUCCUGGUAGUGAGAGCCCUUCAGGGCUUCUUAAUGGUGAGACUCCGAAUGUGGAACCAAUAGCUGACUUAGACUUGUUCUUUGAACAGCUCUAUAGCUACUAUUGUGAGAAGGGGCUUUGGUGCAUAAUUACAAAAUGGAUAGUUGAACUUCUGAGCCUGGGCUUUACCAUAUGUUUCUCAGGGUUUUUCUUAUUGUUUGUUGAUUGGAAUGGUCUCCGCAACGCAAAGUGUGGGAUGGAUGCAUUUGAAUCUGGAAUUAAGCCCUGUGAUCUUGCUAAGGAAGCUCUACACCAGCACCCUUUAACCCCUUUAACACUUUCAAAAGCUAUUAUUGUUGGAUAUUUGGGGCUAUUUUCCAGCUAUUGGAUAUUCUGUUUUUUAAGGUUUUUUGCGCAAUUAAAGGAUACUCUUGGAAUACGUCAUUUCUAUCAUAACAGUCUCCAUGUUUCUGACAAUGAAAUUCAGACCAUGCCAUGGGCAACAAUACUUGAAAGGGUUGUCCAGUUACAAAGUUCAGAACAACUCUGUGUGGUCAAGGAUCUUUCUGCUCAUGAUGUGGUUAUGCGAUUGAUGCGGAAGGAGAACUACUUGAUUGGAAUGCUUAAUAAAGGAGUGCUUGCUUUUCCUAUCUCACCCUGGGUGCCAGGUGCUGGUCCAACUGUCAAAUUUGGCCCUGAUGGAAUGAGACAUCGUCUGAUGCUAACAAAGACACUUGAAUGGACCUUAAAUUGGUGUAUACUGCAGAGCAUGUUUGAUCAAAACUUUUAUGUUAGAAGGGACUUCAUAACUAAUCCUAGAACAUUGAAGAAGAGGCUCAUGGUUGUCGGGCUUGCUAUGCUUCUUCUAUCUCCAUUUCUUGUUAUAUUCAUGCUAGUUUAUCUCUUCUUAAGGCAUGCUGAACAAUUCUAUAAUCAUCCAAGCACGGCUUCAUCCCGAAGAUGGUCCAAUUUGUCAAAGUGGAUGUUCAGGGAAUUCGACGAGGUUGACCAUUUAUUCAAGCAUCGGAUAAAUAGCAGCGUAAUGCAUGCUUCUGAGUACAUAAAGCAAUUUCCCUCACCUAUUAUUUCUAUCACCGCAAAGUUUAUCUCAUUUGUAUCCGGUGGCUUUGCUGCUAUCUUGAUUAUCAUUGCCUUUUUGGAGGAAUCUUUACUAGAGGGCCAUAUAUUUGGUCGGAACUUGUUUUGGUAUGCAGCUGUUUUUGGAACCAUAACAGCUAUAAGUCGGGCUGCUGUUAGGGAUGAACUUCUGGUCCUUGAUCCAGAAGGAGCAAUGUCUAUGGUGGUCCAACAUACACAUUAUAUGCCAAAGGGAUGGCGUGGUAAAGAAAACACUGAAAUAGUCCGGAUAGAGUUUGAAACUCUAUUUCAGUACACUGGAAUGAUGUUGCUAGAGGAGAUGGCCUCAAUUUUCCUCACUCCAUUUUUGCUUCUAUUUGUUGUUCCAAAGCGUGUGGAUGACAUUUUACAGUUCAUUGAUGAUUUUACUAUGGAUGUUAAAGGUGUCGGUCAUGUUUGCAGUUUUAGUGCGUUUGAUUUCCUAAACCAUGGCAAUGGUAAUUAUGGCUCUCCACACAAUGCACCUCAUUCACAGAGGAGUUCCCAAGGGAAAAUGGAGAAAUCAUUCUUGAGUUUCCAGAGUAGCUACCCUUCAUGGGAACCCGAUGCUCAGGGUAAGCAGUUCCUGUUAAAUAUUAGAACUUUCAGGGAGCAAAAGUUGCAAGGCCAUAGAGCCAGACAUGCAUAUUCUCCAGGUAGAUUGUUGCGAGGUAGCCCACUGGGAGCUUAUGGAGUUAGAAACGGCCUUUUAUCAAGGGAAAUGCAGCAGAAUAUUCCAUGCACUGGCUAUAAUUUAGGUUCCUUAUGGCUAAUUGAUGAUGAUCAAAAGAAUCACCCUUAUCUUCUAGAUUGGUAUUAUACCUCUCAAUGUCACCAUGUGACCGGUUAUAGGAGAGACACUGCAACGAGGUCAUUUGAAGCAGCUGAACAACAGCGUGGAGAUUAUCAGGUGCUAACCAACAUGACACAUAAUGAAGCAAGAGAUGAAGAAUACUGGCCACACCGUUAUGAUGAUCGAUCACAGUCACAUCUUGAAGCUUCAACAUCAACUCCUUUCUUCCAUGAAAGUGUACUUCAGCAUCAUGAUACAAAUAACUUGGCAAACCAUCCAAGGAGCCGUUGGUGGGAUAGAAGCGGUUCACGUGCUGCACAGCCCGAAACAAGUUUCCUUGAGCCUCCUGAUUUCAACCGCUAUUCAUCAGACCAUCAUUAUGUUAACUUAUCUGAGACAAGUGUAGAAAAGCAAGAUCAAUUCCUUGAUUGGAGGGAUUCUCAGAGAUUAUCCUGGCCGACUUACAUGGAUGAUCUUGAAGCCAGAGGGGAUGUAAAUCUUCAUUUUGAUGAUAUUUAUAGCAGACCUCCUGAAACUCCCGCUGUAAAUUUAAAGCCCCUGAGCUUCGAUUGAUCAAUAAGCUCUUAGUUUGUGGUGUUGUACUUCCCUUCAGAUGAAUGGAAUGCAAGUGGGUUUCCAUUGCUGGACUGAGGUUUUGUCCUAUUAUGCAAGGAAACUCUGUAUUCUUUGUUGUAUAUACAUUCAUUGUGAGGUUAGCUUCUAGAAGACCUCAACUCAGAUUUAGAAGUUUCAUACUCCAACGAGUCACUGUUAGCCUUCUGAUAGUGUAUAAACAAACAAUUGAAAGCCAUUGAUCAUUUUAAAAUUUCAUUUAAUUCCAAGUAUUACUUUAUACAUUUUUGUCUUGA